Molecule: messenger RNA, 1942 nt
Organism: Jatropha curcas
Lineage: Eukaryota; Viridiplantae; Streptophyta; Magnoliopsida; Malpighiales; Euphorbiaceae
Source: RefSeq, a predicted model, not a curated record
UAGUUAAAUGAAUCAGUGAUUAGAAAAAGUUCAUGGCAUCUGACACGUAUUUUCAAACACUGUGAGAAGAAAUCUUUUAUUAGUUCUUUGUCUAUUUAAUCCAUCCCCUUCUACAAACCAAUUCUCAGUUUCAAUUUUAUUAGUUCCUAAUCUUCGACAUAUUUCCAUCAUCUCCAUCACUAAACCAUCACCGAAGCUAAAACUCCAGACCCAAACCCGAUCAAACCAUCAUCAACCUUCAGUUUCAGUCUUCAAUAUAUUUUAUUAGCAAAGUCACCAAAUCAAAAGUGAAAAUGUAUCCAAGCAAGGAAGCCCUUUGUUGUGCCAUAAUAGCUUCCAUGACAUUCUUCAUAAUCGGUUAUGAUGAAGUUGCAUUGCUUAGAAAUGUCACCUAUAUCAUAAAAAGUUUGGAAAUUACGCACGAGGAAUAUGAUAUUUUAAUUAUUACUACGGAUAUAUGUGCAAUCUUGGGGUGUAUUAUAGCUGGCAUUUUAUCAGAUUGGAAGGGGCGCAAACUUAUAAUUAUUAGCUCUGGUAGCUUCUUUUCAACUGGAGCAAUAAUGUUAUAUGCGGCAAAUUCUUUUAAAAUUUCAUUGUUUGCUCGUAUCAUUUUCGGCUUCGGGAUUGGCUUUGGCCUAUCAACCACUCCAGUGUAUAUUGCAGAGUGGUCUUCGCCACUUGUACGAGGUUUCCUCUGCUCAUUUCCCGAGGUAUUAUAUAAUAUGGGGUAUGUUUUAGCUCUUUUAUUUUAUCGGGCAUUCGAAAAGCAUUCUAGUGACUUCAACUGGCGGUAUUCAAUGGCUUUUUCUGCUAUCCCAUCUUUACUAAUGACGCUAGCUAUGUUGAUCAUCAUGCCAGAGUCAGCAAAUUGGCUAAUAGUACAAGGUCGAUUUGCUGAUGCUUAUGCUGUUGUAACUAGAUUUGCAACUACUGACGAUGAGAUCAUUAAUAGAAUGAUUGGCUUUCAAAGUGAAAUCGGCAUUCACAUUAACAUAGAAAACAAUGCUGCCAUCGUUCCUUUACAGAUCCGAGGAAAUAGAAUAGCUUGGCGUCAGUUAUUAUCUCCAUCUUUACGUGAUGUUUUCUUAUCAUUUAUAAUUUUAUAUGCAUUGCAUGGGGCAAUAGGAAGAAACAAUAUCAUUUUUUAUGCCAUUAAAAUCUUAGUAUUUACAGGGGUAAAAUCUAAAUGGACUCAAUUAACAGUUAUAUUGAUUUUGCUCUUGAGGACAUUCGUCAUGGUAAUUCCAAUUUUAAGACUGGACAAGGAUGGACGUCGCCGAUUGUUAUUUAUUAGCAUUCACCUUAUGACUUAUUCAUUGAUGUUACUUGGAUGCUCAUUUUUUAUCUUUCAUCCUCACCAUGAAAAGGAUUUUAAGGUCAGUGAAGCUGUAAUUAGUUUGUUCUUUAUAAUAAUCUUUUUCGUAGCAUUUUCUAUAGGCUUAGGACCCAUCACCUGGAUAUAUGGUCCAGAAAUUCUUUCUCAUAGAUUACGCGCCCAAGGUGUUAGCAUUGGAGUUCUAAGUAAUAGAGUGAUCAAUUUUAUGGCGUUGAUGAUAUACCCUCAACUGAUUCACAGGAUCACUUACGGAGGAGUUUUUCUAGUGUAUACUAUUAUUCUUGUUGCUGGUUUUUUAUUUAUCUUUGAAAUUGUUCAAGAAACCCAACCCCAAAAUAACCUUCAACUAUAGGAGUGGAACUAACUAGCAAGCCAUAAACACAAUGUUAACCAACAACGAUCGGCCUUGGAACUGGAAUUACGAACUGGAAUUACCAUAUCAAGAGGUAUCGAUUGAGAUUUUACUCCUGCAAAUAUUCCAUAUUGCUCGAUGCAAUGCAUAAUGAGAAAGCACAAUGUGUUGUGUAGUUUGGUUAUUAUAGAAAAUUGUAUUAGAGAUUGUAUUUGAUUAAUCUCAAUAUUAAAAGUCAAGUAAUGGGUUUUUUA